Molecule: messenger RNA, 920 nt
Organism: Hordeum vulgare subsp. vulgare (domesticated barley)
Lineage: Eukaryota; Viridiplantae; Streptophyta; Magnoliopsida; Poales; Poaceae
Exons: 4
Coding region: 195-677 (160 amino acids)
Molecular function (GO): monooxygenase activity; heme binding; oxidoreductase activity, acting on paired donors, with incorporation or reduction of molecular oxygen
Source: RefSeq, a predicted model, not a curated record
UCCGGCUCCGGCCAGGGCCGGCUCCGCCUCGCCCCCGUCACCAGCCGUCGUAAUAGCCCGCUCCUCCGCUGCUCCGCGUCCGGCGGUGACGGCGGCAGCGGGGCCGACAAGGUUGUUGAGGAGCAUAGGAAGCGCCGAGCCGAGCUCACCGCCCGCAUUUCCUGCGACGAGUUCACCGCCCUUGUUCCGUUCAGAUGGCUCGCGCCCGUCGCGGCGAGGCUGGUCAAGCUAGGCCCGCCCAGGGAGCUCGCGGCCGGGCUGCUCACCAAGGUAGCGGGCGGCGCGCGCAGGGGCCCGGAGCUGCCGCAGGCGGUCGGGUCGCUGGCUUCCGUCGCCGGGGAGGCCUUCUUCCUGCCACUCUACGACCUCUUCCUCACAUACGGCGGCGUCUUCCGCCUCAACUUCGGGCCCAAGUCUUUCCUCAUCGUCUUGAUCCGGAUGUAGCUAACCAUAUCCCGAGGGACAACUCCAAGGCUUAUCCCAAGGGUAUCCUUGCCGAAAUACUGGAGUUUGUGAUGGGCACAGGUCUGAUCCUGGCUGAUGGCGUGGUCUGGCGUGUUCGACGGCGUGCCAUUGUACCAGCAUUGCAUCAGAAGUUUUCAUAUGGGAAGGAGUCUUGUGCGGCACGAGCGAUGAAUCCAAUACAUUUUGAGGUAAACAUUCUGCGUAAAUUCUAAAUGAGGCUCAACCGCUGUUUCUCUUUUGCUUUCCGUUAAAAGAUUUAUUUGCUGUUCAUGGAAUGGCAAGAAAAUACUAUGUUAUUUUUCAGACUUGUCUUUCUUUUCUUUAUUUAGGUGCUACCGAAUUUCUGAUGAAACAGUUUUACAGAUGCCUCAUGAAUCUUACCAGAAGUGAACCAUUUGCGAAUUGUUGCUAGCCGCUAUAUCUGAAAAUGAUAACAACUGUCAACUUCAGUCUUA